GGCUCUCACAUGGUUUCCUACCUCUUCCACCCACUCUUAACUCUCCAUUGCUCUCUACAUCCCAAUCAGGGUAACAGCCUUCCUAAAUCCAUUUCUCCACAAUACUUGCUUGUAGUUGAUCAUCAAUAGUUUUAAGGAGAGAAUCCAUGGAGUCUAACAAGAAGUACUUACAAAUAGCCAAGUUAAUUACCAUGUUUCUUUUACUUCUCAUCACUCCUCUAUUAUCGACGUCGAUGAGACAACCUUAUCUUUAUUUUCUUCUUAAUAUUCUUAUCAUUGUCGUAGCUGCUGAGGCUGGUCUUCUUAGCUCUUUCAAUAAACCACCAACUCAUGAGGAAGACAGCAAGCAGAUCAAGUAUCAACCUGCUGUUGUUGCAUCCCCAAAACCUAUUAGUACUUCCACCAUUAAUACCACAAAUACUGCUUACUUUGUCGAAACCUCCCCAAACAUUAAUGAAACUCGCAGAGGCUUGCUCAGCAACUUGUCACCAAGAUCUGGUCAUGAUCAAGGUAAUAAUGAAAGAAAGUUGACGUAUAGAACAGUUGAGAAGUCCAAGUCUGAGAAGAUUGUCAAAGCUGUUAAACUUGUUCGGUUAGUGAAGAGAAUUCCCUCUACACCGAGUCUUUUCUUCAUUGGAAGUACCGACUUUACUGGAGAGGCUGAUCAUCAACAAGAAGUCGAAGAUCCAAGCUACCAGUUGACAGAGAAUGAAGGAGACAAAUAUCAAGUAGAGGAGAUUGAUGCUCUAAGCGGACAAGAGCUUUAUUCGAAGGCGGAAAUGUUUAUUGGGAACUUUUAUAAGCAGUUAAAGAUGCAAAGGGAGGAUUCAUGGAAGAAACUUCAUGAUAUCUAUCAUAAGGCCUUUUGACGAUGAUGCAUGUGUGAGUAAGCAGGCUAAUUAAUUGCUUCAAUCACAAAACAUAGUCUACACUGAUUAGUUAUAUAUCAAGUCAAUUAGAAAUCUCAGUAGCUUAUUGGUUGGUGAGCAAGAUUGUUAUUGUUGAAGAAGAUGACGAGAGUUAGGGUUCUACUGAUGUUUGAUGCAUCAAGCAGCAUGCAUGCAUGCAUGAUAUAUCUGUAGGUUUAUGGUUGUUUUAUUUCCUUCUCUUUCAUCUUCUUUACUAUAUUUAAUUUGAUGUAUAUAACGCAGUUAUUUUCUCUAGCUAGAUAGGAAUAAAGAGAUGAUCAAAUUCUUUUCAUAUAAUUUGGUCAUUCAUUCCUUCUGUUCAUUUAGUGUUGUCAUCUUCGUAUGAGGAGUCUAUUGUAAUGUGCACACAAAUGAUUAAUUUGUCUCUCAGUUGUGUAUUGUCACGUACUUAAAUGCAAUCAUGUAUUAUGAC
Papaver somniferum (opium poppy) is the source of this 1341-nucleotide messenger RNA. RefSeq lists its product as uncharacterized. The transcript has a single exon. NCBI's taxonomy places the organism in Eukaryota, Viridiplantae, Streptophyta, Magnoliopsida, Ranunculales, Papaveraceae. The record is from RefSeq and is a predicted model, not a curated record. The coding region runs from base 147 to 869 and encodes 240 amino acids.